Molecule: messenger RNA, 1372 nt
Organism: Amphiprion ocellaris (clown anemonefish)
Lineage: Eukaryota; Metazoa; Chordata; Actinopteri; Pomacentridae
Product: trace amine-associated receptor 13c-like
Exons: 2
Coding region: 52-1059 (335 amino acids)
Biological process (GO): G protein-coupled receptor signaling pathway
Cellular component (GO): membrane
Molecular function (GO): trace-amine receptor activity
Source: RefSeq, a predicted model, not a curated record
GAGACUGAUAGAGAGGAGGGAAGUGAUGGUAGAAAGAGAUAAAUCAUCUGUAUGACAGAGAGUUCUGGUCAGAGGAUGGAGAUCCAGGACGGAGCAGAGCUCUGUUUUCCUCAACUCCUCAACACCUCCUGCAGGAAGCCGACACCUCACCACUUUGAAGCUGUACUUCUGAACAUUGUGCUGUCGUCCAUAUCUGUGCUCACUAUUGUUCUCAACCUGCUUGUCAUCAUCUCAGUCUCCUACUUCAGGCAACUCCACACACCCACUAACAUCCUCCUGCUCUCUCUAGCUGUCUCUGACUUUCUUGUGGGCUUCGUGUUGCUGCCAGGAGAAAUUUACUUACAAACCCAAUGCUGGUUUCUUGGGGAUGUGAUGUGUUCUCUUUAUUAUUAUUUACUAUACGUUGUUUUCUGUACUUCAGUAGGAAACAUGGUGCUGAUAUCAGUUGACCGAUAUGUUGCUAUUUGUCAUCCUCUGCAUUAUCCCACCAGAGUCACUGUGACAAAAGCCAGACUGUGUGUUUUCUUGUGUUGGUUCUGUUCUGUUUGCUACAGCAAUGUUAUUACUAAAGAUUUCUUGAUUCAACCAGGCAUAUAUAAUUCCUGCUAUGGAGAAUGUAUUCUUAUUGUCAGUUAUAUUGCAGAAGUUGCUGACCUUGUUGUAAACUUUUUUGGUCCAGUUGUGACUAUUAUACUUCUAUAUAUGAGAGUAUUUGUGGUGGCUGUGUCUCAGGCUCAUGCCAUGCGCUCUCACACUGCAGCUGUCACACAUCAGCAUUCAGUGACACUAAGUACAAGGAAAUCUGAGUUGAAAGCAGCCAGGACUCUGGGUGUUAUCGUAAUUGUGUUUCUAAUAUGUUUCUGCCCAUUUUACUGUGUCUCUGUUGCAGGGAUAAGUCCUGAUACUGUAAAUCUUGUGUUUUUAAUGUUUUAUUUGAACUCCUGUCUAAACCCUCUGAUCUAUGCCCUGUUUUAUCCCUGGUUUAGAAAGGCUGUGAAACAUAUAGUGACUCUGCAGAUACUGCAGCCUGGUUCCUGUGAGGUCAGCAUGUUGACGUAAACUGUGAGAGACUGAAAAAACAGCUGCUAUACAAAGUUUAUUAAUCAGUGAAUACAGUAGUUUGGAAAAUGUUAAAGUACACUGUCUGGAGAGUUAAACAUUUACAGAAAAUUUACAAAAAAUACAAAAUCAAAGUUUUAUUUUAGCUUUAAUACAUAGAAGUAAGGUUGGGUUUACAGGUCAUCUUAUAUCAAUCAUUGCAUGUCUACUGAACUCAGAGCCCUGCCAGUCUGAACUGUACCUCUCAUAUGAAAAUACAGUGUCUUGCAGUAUGAAUGUGCAGCUGUCAAAUUUAUUAAAUCUAUGAGCUAUA